Molecule: messenger RNA, 621 nt
Organism: Bicyclus anynana (squinting bush brown)
Lineage: Eukaryota; Metazoa; Arthropoda; Insecta; Lepidoptera; Nymphalidae
Gene: mRpS14
Product: 28S ribosomal protein S14, mitochondrial
Exons: 3
Coding region: 148-540 (130 amino acids)
Biological process (GO): translation
Cellular component (GO): ribosome; mitochondrial small ribosomal subunit
Molecular function (GO): structural constituent of ribosome
Source: RefSeq, a predicted model, not a curated record
GUUUGACUGUUUGUCUCUGCUGUGUUUGAUUGAAAAUUGAAAUCCGAAAUAUAGAUUACUUCUUCAGUUAAGUAAAAAACUACUAAAAUAAAGUUUAACUAAGAAAUUAGUUUUUUUAUUUAAAAUAAAAAUUAUUAAUAAUUUACUAUGAAUCUAAACAUUUCAAAUCUUGGUAAAUUUAUAUGGAAGUCACAAACCGUACCGGGCUUUGGGUUUCAACAAGUGAGAAAUAAAUGGGCCAACUGGUUAAUGAUUAGGGAUGUGAAAAGGCGAAGGAUGAGCGCUGAACAUUUUCUGGAAAGGACCAGAAUAAAUGCAUUGAGAAAAAACAAUGUACUGCCACCAGAAAUCAGAGAAUUAGCAGAUAAGGAAAUCAACAAAUUUGAAUUAAACGCUACACCAAUGAGGAUCAAUAAUAGAUGUGUUAUAACCUCAAGGCCCCGCGGUAUUGUCAAGGAAUGGAGAAUGAGCCGUAUUGUGUGGAGGCAUCUGGCUGAUUACAACAAGCUCUCUGGAGUACAAAGAGCUAUGUGGGGUUAGGUGUAAUCUAGUUUUAUUUAUAAAUGAUAGAAGGUACAAAAUAUUAUGAUGUUAGAUGAAUAAACUGUAUAGAAAUAAUAA